GUUUUUUUUUUUUUGGUCCUCUCCAAAGUUCUCUUACCUUGUUGUGUUGGCAGCUUCUCCCCUUCAGAUGAGGUCUGCAAUUACAUCUGGCCAAACCGGGUCGCUGUGCAAUUACACGCCGCACCAUAGAGACUUUCCCCGCCUUCAUCCGCGGCAGCUCGUAUGGCAGACCGAAAUAGAAUAGUUUCAAGUCUGUUUGGACGGCGGCCCGGCACAAACUAUGCUCCGCCGCUUGACUGACAGUAGGAUGUGGGCUGGUUCUCUCCAAGACUAGGCUGCCGAGGCCGAUCACGUUCAGAGACUCCGCAGUCCGGGACAGGAACGGACAGGAAGACUGAGACGAAGAGUGAGACUAUGAAUCCCGCUGGGAAGACUUGACCUUUGAGACCGCGGUACAAGAGACUCGGGCGAGGAAAGAACCCAGCAAGACAUGAAUAGAAUCUUCCAGUCUGUGGCCUUACAAGGGAAAUGUUCAUUGUGUCUGCACACGACCAUUCAAGCGUGCUGGACAGGAACCUAAACAAGACCCAGAGCGGACCAUGCCGGGCUUAGAAUGAACUUCUGAAAAGCCGUGAUCAUCUGAAGCAAGGGGGGCAGGAUGGCGACGCCUCAGUGCAGCUCCAGGCAGAGCAGCUCCCUCUCGUCUUCGCCAAGCAGCAGCCGCAUGCAGUGCCUGCAGGUGGACUCGGUCCAGCGGUGGAUGGAGGAUUUGCGCCACAUGACGGAGGUGGAGUGCAUGUGCGUACUCCAGGCCAAGCCCAUCGAGGUGGAGGACGACAACCAGCAGGCUGAGCUGAUCGUGGGCGGCGGGGUGGGCGCCGGGGACCACGUGGCCCGCAACAACCUGCAGACGCUCCUCCGCCGGGCCCUGGUGGUCAGCACAGAGCUGGGCAAGAUGUUCCAGCGGCUGGAGAAGGGACGCUGGCAGAGGGUCCACAGCACGGCUGUGCGGGCAAACUGCCACGUGCGCUCCUUGGUGCACGAGUACAGUAGUGCGGCGCGGGGCACGCCGCCUGAGAUGCAGAAGUACGAGACGGCUCUUCUGGAGAAGUGCAUGGAGCUGACUACUAUCACCGAGAGAUGUCUGCACACCGAGGACGAGUUCUUCCUGAAAUCCAUGAGAGAUGCCAUCCAUGAGAUCUUGACUGACGUCAGCGAUUUGUUCAGCAAUAUGAUCGACAUGGCCUUAGCCAAUGAGAUCCAGGUUCUGAUCAAACAAGUUGAGUCUUCGGACGACGUUGACACCAUCGGCAGCGCCAUCAGUAACCUGUUGUCCCUCACCCAGGAUGGACCUCAGCUCUGCAGCAUCAUCGCCAAGGAAGGAGCGGUGGUGUCGCUGUUCAAGAUCUGCAGACAGGAUCGCUUCAUGGGCCUUUACGCUCACGCCCUGAGGACGGUGGCUUCCAUCUGCUGCGUGGAGGAAGGCAUCAAGCAGCUGGACAAGGUUGACGGCAUCCUGUGCCUGGCGGACAUCUUGACGGACGACAGCAGCGUGGAGGCGGCACGGGCCGAGGCGGCGGCGGUGGUGGCUCAGAUCACGUCGCCUCAUCACACGUCCACGCAGCACCUGGCCAGCUUCCUGGAGAGCAUGCACGACAUCGUCACCGCGCUCAUCGGCUUGUGCGAGAGCGCCUCCUGUGGCGAAGUUUUCCUACUGGCGUCGGCGGCGUUGGCCAACAUCACCUUCUUUGACAGCAUGGCCUGUGAGAUCCUCCUGCAGCUCAACGCCAUCCACAUCCUGCUGCAGGCCUGCAAGGACCGCCAGAGAGUGGACACGCCCUACUCCAAGGACCAGGUGGUGACAAUCUUGGCCAACCUGUCGGUCUUGGAGCAGUGUGCUCCUGAAGUUCUGCAGGAGCAAGGCAUCGAGCGUCUUCUUCUGCUGCUGGGAGAGAAGCCGUCCUCCUCCAGCCCGUCCGAGGGCGCCGCCUGCGAGCGCGUCCAGCAGAAGGCCGCCGUCACCCUGGCGCGCCUCAGCAGAGACGGCGACGUAGCCAUGACGGCCAUCCAGCUGAAAGCCGUCCCUCGUCUUAUCGAGUUGUGUCGUUCCCCCACUGAGAGGAAUAACAGCGACUCUGUCUUGGUCGCCUGCCUGGCGGCCUUGAGGAGGCUGGCAGCAGGGUGCCCAGACAGCAUCGAGGUGUCUGACCAUCAGCAGCUGAUCAAACCGCGGCUGGUGGAUUCCUUCCUGCUGUGUUCCAACAUGGAGGAGAGCUUCGUGUGAAGCGACGGACACUAAAGUGCCACAUCGUGACGACUAAUGAGCAGCCAACGCCGCUUUGACUGGACCGCUGCAACACGUGUACAUUAUGGACUGCAUCAUCUUUGUACAGUAUGUGUGUGGCGCAGCGCCGGACGAUACGGCCGAAAACUGUAUCACGAUAUCAAUAAUUAUUGAUACUUUCUAUGACCUAUGGAAAAUAAGGAGCAGGAGAAAAUAUAUUAAAUGUAAACAUUUUUAUUCCAAUUUGAUCAUAAUCCCCUCAGCUAACAAGGCAGAAAGGAAACGUCAACACGAGCAUGGGAAACAAUUUAAACAAAAUAGUCAACACUUAACAAUAACUUCUUAAAAUAAGGUGCAAAAAUUGUCAAGCUAGGACAUGGAUUGUGUGUGCUCCUUCGACGCAGCGGGAUUACAGGACGAGCCAGGCGUGAAUUAAGGUGCAUGUUUGUUUUUAUUAAUAUUCGAAAUACAAAAAAAAAAGGCAAACCAAGGACGCCCUCUGUGGCGGAUAAAAAUCUAUACUUAAAACAAAAACAGCACAAUGGCAAUACUAUCUACAAACAAACAAAAGAUACUAUCAAAGACAUAAAUACAAACAAAAACUUACUUGGCGUGGAUGAAUCGAAAAGCAUGGCAUGAGGUAUGUAAGGCAAUGAAAGUUAAUGUUCCCAGACUGAUGGACAGAAAGAAAUUGACUUAAAUAGGGGCUGUGAAUAAUUAGGAACAGGUGCGGGACUGAGGGCAUGGGAGUGACUAGGAGGGCAAGGUGAAAAGCAAUGAGUUGUCAUGGUAACAAAAACAAACCAGGAAGUGAAAAAACAGAACAAGACUCCAGAACACAAAACAAAACAUGAUCAAACAUGAAAUCAGAUUUACAAACGUGACAAAAAUAAGGAAUAUGUAAGAAAUUUUUAAUAAAGUGUAAGGAAAUAGUGAGAAAACGUAAGCAUGGAGAACUAUUUUCUGCAGGUUUAGUUACAGCUGUGCUCUAAAGGGUAAGCACAGCUCCAGGCAAUCAUCUGUUUGUUGUUAUUCUGAUCGGAACCGUUCGAGUAUCAAAACGUUCGGCUUAAUCGGGAAUCGUGAGCUGCCCCUUUGAAAAAUGUUUUAGAGAUACUGCGGAUUACCCAGAAUUCCUGGUUGUCCACCAUCCACCCACUCCAUUCACCUUGGACUAUCAAACUACCAUUUUCCCAGUCCCAAAAAUUUCCAGGAAUUCCCAGAAUUCCCGGUUUUGCAAAGACCUAUUUUCACCUGAAAGGUUUUCACAGUCCACAUGUUUUCAACCGUUUUUGACCAUUCCACCUUCAAAACAUUCCUCUUAGUUGGGACAACAAAUGCCCCUUUUUUUCCCCGAUUUUCCCCAAAUUCCAGGAAUUCCCGAAAUACCCAUUCUCAAUUCCAACUGUUACUACAUCAACACUUUUCAACCCAUUCCGAAAAUUCCAACAGCAACCCAUUCAUACCAUCCAGGACAAUUGUACUAGUAUUAAUAUUUUCAAAAAUUCCGGAUUUUCCCCAAAUUCCGGGAAUUCCCGAAAUACCCAUCCUCAAUUCCAACUGUUACUACGUCAACACUUUUCAACCCAUUCCAAAAAUUCCAACAGCAACCCAUUCAUAUCAUCCAGGACACUUGUGCUAGAAUCAGUUUUUUUUUUAUUCCCAGUUUUCCCGAAAGUCCAGGAAUUCCCGAAAUUUCAAACUGUUACUACGUCAACACUUUUCAAAAAAAUCCCAAAAUUCCGACAGCAACCCAUUUAUAUCAUCCAGGAAAAUUGUGCUCGUAUCAAUGUUUUGUUUUUUUUUAAUUCCCAGUUUUACCGAAAGUCCAGGAAUUCCCGAAAUUUCAAACUCUUACAAAGGCAACACUUUUCAAAAAAAUCCACAAAUUCCAACAGUAACCCAUUCAUAUCAUCCAGGACAAUUGUGCUAGUAUCAAUUUUUUGUUUUUAAUUCCCAGUUUCCCCGAAAUUCCAGGAAUUCCCAAAAUUUGAAACUGUUACUACGUCAACACUUUUCAAACAAUUCCAAAAAUUCCAACAGUAACCCAUUCAUAUCACCCAGGACAAUUGUGCUAGUAUCAAUAUUUUCAAAAAUUCCCAAUAUUCCCGGAAUUCCCAAAAUACACAUUAUCAAUUCCAACUGUUACUACGUCAACACUUUUUAACCCAUUCCAAAAAUUAUAUCAGCAACACAUUCAUAUCGUCCAGGACAAUUGUGCUAGUAUCAAUUAAUUUUUUUAAUUCCCAGUUUUCCCGAAAUUCCAGGAAUAUCCGAAAUUUCAAACUGUUACUACGUCAACACUUUUCAACCAAUUCCAAAACUUCCAACAGUAACCCAUUCAUAUCAUCCAGGACAAUUGUGCCAGUAUCAAUAUUUAAAAAGAUUCCCAGUUUUACCGAAAAUCCAGGAAUUCCGUCAACACUUUUCAACCGAUUCCAAAAAUUCCAACAGCAACCCAUUCAUACCAUUGAGGAAAAUUCUGCUAUUCUCAAUAUUUUUAAAAAUUCCCGGUUUUCACAAAAUUCCAGGAAUUCCCGAAAUACCCAUUCUCAAUUCAAACUGUUACUCCGUCAACACCUUUCAACCGAUUCCAAAAGUUCCAACAGCAACACAUUCAUAUCAUCCAGGACAAUUGUCCUAGUAUUAAUGUUUUUUUUUUUAAUUCCCGGUUUUCCCAAAAUUCCAGGAAUUCCCGAAAUAUCCAUUCUCAUUUCAAACUGUUACUACGUCAACACUUUUUAACCGAUUCCAAAAAUUCCAACAACAACCCAUUCAUAUCAUUCAGGACAAUUCUGCGAGUAUCAAUAUAUUUUUUUUAAAUCCCGCAUUUCCCGAAAUUCCCAAAUGUCCAGGAAAUUCCCAUUCAUAGUUCUACAAUUCUUCCGCCCUUUUUUACCCACUUCCGACCUUCCAACCAUCCCUUCACACUACUCUUCCGAUAUAUUGAACGCAAUACAUGUUUUCCCUUUACCAAAAUUCCAGAUUUUCCUGGGAUUUCCUGGAAUCAAUGGGACAUUUCUCAUAUUUCUCUUCUCACUCUAUGCAAAGAAUCAACCGCUACACAACAAGGUGGUGCAACCAAACUUGAUAGUUGAUACUGCUACCUGAUUGUCUGUUAUCGUCUCACUCCAACUGACCAGUGAUCACUUCCUGCGUUGCUCGGUUACCAGAGAGCAGCUGCCUUUUGUUCAUACAACCGAUCUUGAUUCGCAACUUCCGGUUUUUCUUCCGACGUAGAAGAAAUUAAAUUCAUCCAACUUUUUAUCCAACACAUCUUUUUAUUAGUAUCGAUUACGUCUCUUUAGCGAUAUAUAUUGAUAUCGUUUUAUCGCUCAGCCCUAAUUUAGAGUAUAAUCAAUACAUAUUUGAUCCCUGCCGAUUUUAUAAGUUGACCAUUUUACAGAACUAUAAACAUUACGCCAUUUUUAUGAUUUUACCUUACGUAUUUAAAGGGUCAGAUACACAUUAUUUUACACUUUCGGUCCGAACACAACCUUCAAGGCACAAGAACUCUAUUGAUUUUAAGGAUGUCCUCUUGUGUCAUAUUUAUUUUAUUUGUCGCAUUCAGUACAACUGCUCUCAGUAAAAUAGGAUUGUAAGUUUUCCUGCAGCUCAACAUGUAUUGUUACUUUUACUCAUGGAAAUAUCUCAUGUUUGAUUUUAGCCAAGAAAUAAAGACGGCGAAAUGUC
Molecule: messenger RNA, 5917 nt
Organism: Nerophis ophidion (straightnose pipefish)
Lineage: Eukaryota; Metazoa; Chordata; Actinopteri; Syngnathiformes; Syngnathidae
Gene: insc
Product: protein inscuteable homolog
Exons: 14
Coding region: 599-2224 (541 amino acids)
Biological process (GO): establishment of mitotic spindle orientation; apical protein localization; regulation of asymmetric cell division
Cellular component (GO): apical cortex
Molecular function (GO): cytoskeletal adaptor activity; protein binding
Source: RefSeq, a predicted model, not a curated record